AUGGCAACCCUUCGCCUCGCGGCGUGGACCACGUCUCUCCAACUCAGCGACCUGCCCGCGUCCGUCACCCAGGCAGCGGUGCGUAGCUUCUACAACUGGACGGGCUGCGCGCUGGGCGGCUCGCAUCACCCGACCACCACGACGGCGCUGACGGCCCUGGCGCCUUUCUUUGGCAAGCCCACCUCGACCAUCCUGGGUCACGCGCACACGGGCGCCGUGGACAGCGGCAAGGCGGAUGCGUCGCACGCGGCCCUGAUCAACGGGAUUGCCUCGCACGUCCACGACUACGACGACACGCAUCUCGAGACCAUCAUCCACCCCACGGGGCCCGUGGCGAGUGCACUGCUUGCGCAGGCCGAGGCGUUGGGCAAACCCGUCGGCGGGGACGAGUUCGUUCUCGCCCUGGUGGCCGGCAUCGAGGCAGAGUGUAAAGUCGGGUUGGCUGUGUGGCCUAAGCAUUAUGACAUCGGCUGGCACAUCACCUCGACGACCGGCUCGAUCGGCGCCGCCGUCGCGGUCGGCAAACUGCUCAACCUCACGACCGAGCAGAUGGCGCACGCCAUCGGCAUCGCCGCCACACAGGUGACGGGGCUGCGCGAGAUGUUCGGCUCCGACACAAAGUCGUUCCACGUGGGGCGGUCGGCGCAGAACGGGCUCAUGGCCGCGGUGCUCGCGUCCAAGGGGUACACAUCGUCCACGCAGGCCCUGGAGGCGAAGCGCGGCUGGGUGAACGUGGUGAGCGCAAGUAACCAACUGGACGAUGUGAUGGCAACGCUGGGCACCGUGUGGGAGACGGCCAAGAACUCGUUCAAGCCCUUCCCCUGCGGCAUCGUCGUGCACCCGAUCAUCGACGCUUGCAUCCAGCUGCACCGCGACAUGGCACAGCGGGGGCUCGCGGCCACGCAGAUCACCAGUGUCAAAUGCAGAGUCCACCCGCUGGUGCUGGAGCUGACGGGCAAGAAGACGCCCCAGGACGGCCUGCAGGCCAAGUUCAGCGUCUACCACGGCGGCGCGGUGGGGUUGGUGCUGGGAAAGGCCGGCCCCGCGCAGUACGAGGACAAGGUGGUCACGAGCACCGAGAUCGUGUCAGUCCGCGACAGGAUCGACGCCACAGCGGACGCGGGCCUGGGCGCCGACGAGGCCGAGAUUGUCGUCGAGUUGGACAACGGCACGACGCUCACGAAACACGUCAAGCACGCCAUCGGCAGCCUCGAGGUGCCCAUGACGGAGGCGCAAUUGCAGGACAAAUUCAUCGACCAGGUCACCCCCGUGCUGGGCGCCGAGGGGGCCAAGAAGGCCAGCGAUGCGGCGUUGGCGCUCAAGGGCGUCGCUGAUGUGUCUGCGCUGGCCAAGGCGUUAUAA
Fonsecaea multimorphosa CBS 102226 is the source of this 1362-nucleotide messenger RNA. RefSeq lists its product as uncharacterized. The transcript is spliced from 2 exons. NCBI's taxonomy places the organism in Eukaryota, Fungi, Ascomycota, Eurotiomycetes, Chaetothyriales, Herpotrichiellaceae. Gene Ontology annotation, molecular function: lyase activity. The record is from RefSeq and is a predicted model, not a curated record. Bases 1 to 1362 code for a protein of 453 amino acids.